AUGUUUCACUUAAAAACCGCGUCGCGAAUUUUUCACCCCGUUCGACAAUCAUGUACGACAGAAUUAUCAACGGCACUAAAAUCGAGUGCUGUCGGAGGAAUUAAAUAUUAUUCAUCGGCUGGUAAAUAUGAAAUACCGGAUAAAUUAAAAGAUAUGCCGGAUGCGGAAAAUCCAAGAUUUUUCGACAUGGUUGAAUAUUUUUUUCACAAAGCUUGUCAAACCGCGGAAGAUCAAUUAAUUGAUCAGUUAAAAGUAUCUAAAAUUUCAUUAGACGACAAAAGGAAAAAAGUCAAGGGUAUUCUUUUAUGCAUGCAAUCUUGCGAUCACAUUAUCGAAAUUGCUUUUCCAAUUAGAAGAGAUAGCGGUGAUUAUGAAAUUAUCACCGGUUACCGUGCUCAACACAGUACCCACCGUGUUCCCACCAAAGGGGGUAUUCGUUAUUCGUUAGAUGUAUCACGUGACGAAGUAAAAGCUUUGUCGGCGCUUAUGACAUUUAAAUGCGCAUGCGUUGACGUUCCGUUCGGCGGUGCCAAAGCCGGACUUAAAAUCGAUCCAAAACAAUAUAGCGAACACGAAUUAGAAAAAAUUACAAGGAGGUUUACGUUAGAAUUAGCCAAAAAGGGAUUCAUCGGUCCUGGUGUUGAUGUACCCGCGCCCGACAUGGGUACGGGUGAAAGGGAAAUGUCGUGGAUAGCCGAUACUUAUUCAAAAACGAUAGGACACACGGACAUCAACGGUCACGCAUGCGUCACCGGUAAACCCAUAAAUCAAGGUGGCAUACACGGUAGAAUUUCGGCAACCGAAUCCGUUCAGGAGAGUCUCGAAAGAAGAUUCGGUAGAGUCGGUGGUACGAUAGACAUAACUCCGUCGGAAUCUUUCCAAAAGAGAAUCGCGGGUGCCUCGGAGAAAGACAUUGUACACUCCGGUUUGGAUUACACAAUGGAAAGAUCCGCGAGAGCGAUAAUGAAAACGGCCAUGAGAUACAAUUUGGGUUUGGAUCUUCGAACGGCCGCUUACGUGAAUUCAAUCGAAAAAAUUUUCACGACAUUUAGAGAUGCCGGUUUAGCAUUUUAA
Messenger RNA from Pediculus humanus corporis (human body louse), 1074 nucleotides. Its product is annotated as glutamate dehydrogenase, putative. The transcript is spliced from 6 exons. Gene Ontology annotation, molecular function: L-glutamate dehydrogenase (NAD+) activity. The coding region runs from base 1 to 1074 and encodes 357 amino acids. Gene Ontology annotation, cellular component: mitochondrion. Lineage: Eukaryota; Metazoa; Arthropoda; Insecta; Psocodea; Pediculidae. The record is from RefSeq and is a predicted model, not a curated record. Gene Ontology annotation, biological process: L-glutamate catabolic process.